ACUUCCGUCUUUGCUUUACUUUAUUAUUUCGGCAUUAUUGAGUGUUGUGAAACCUAACAUUAUUUACAGCCCCGUAAUUUAAAUAACGUUAGUUGGUAUCUUGAAUACCUUGAUGUUUGUCUUUUGCAUAAAAUGUGAUGAAUGCUCAAAUUAGAUAUGUCAUUAUUAUCCGUUUGUCGUGACAGCUGGCAAUUUGCCUGUCUUGUUUGUUGAAUGGAGUAAAUGUACGUUAUAUAUUAAUUCAUACGUUUUCUUUUUAGUGGUCUGGUAUAAGUAGAUGAACUCCUAAAUUAGACAUGUAGCGUUACGUGGCUUGACAAUGAUUUCUUCUGCGUCGUUGCGCAACAGCUUGUCGUCCUAUAUUUUUCGUGAACUAACGUUACCGUGACGAGGUACGUCAUAUCCGCUCUUAGCACGGAAACCCGGAAGUGCCCGUUUACGAGCUUGUUGGUGUAGAAAGAUAAUCGACAAACGUGUCUUUUGUAAAGCGUUUUCAUGUAGUUUCUCUGCAGAUAUGCCGCGGUACUGCGCUGUGAAAGUUUGCAGAAACCGCGGGGGAACUUCAUGUAGACAAGACAACAAAAGAAUUAGCUUCUACCCGUUCCCUUUGCAAGACAAGCCCAGGCUUCAGAAAUGGGUGGACAACAUGAAGCGGGAGGAGUGGACACCGAGUCGACAUCAGUACCUGUGCAGCGAACAUUUUACAGAGGACUGCUUCGAUGUUCGAUGGGGCAUCCGCUACCUGAAGAACACGGCCAUCCCCACCAUGUUUCUCUGCGCAGAAGAUGUAUGCAACAGCCGUACAGAUGCUGAGGAAAAAGUUACAUGCAUUAAAAGAAGCCCCACGGCCAAACCCUUGACCUUUGACAUUGACUCUCCUCUCGGCAAGAUGCCGCUCGUUUUCAGCGGAUCAUGUAAAAAUGUCCAGCCCUGCACAACGAACAGCAUUGCUGCUGACGCUGCAGAGACGGCAUUUGAACUGCCCCCGGUGUCUGGCCACUGCGGCCAGUCAGAUCUUUCAGAGAUGCGGACUGCUCCCUGUGACUCACCAGGUGAUAGCGGAAGGCCAACGGUGUCCUACCUCGCGCUGUCCCCAUGCAGCAAUCCCCAUCCUCAGGAGCAAGCUGAAUCCAUUGUGACCGUGUGGUGCUGCGAGUCACUGGGUCCCCUGUCUGACGGAGGGGACAAUGCGCAGGCGGCGGCACUCAAAGCAGCGCUGGGUCAGACUUACAGCUUCGUCCCGGUGCAAAUGGUCAAGGGCGAACCGGCGGCCUGCUUUUCGGAGCAGGCGGGACCCUGCGAGCGGGAGCACAUUUCCCUUUGCGAGCACUCGUACUGCAGAUCAGACACGGACAAAGAGGAGCUUUGGCGUAAGAUCUUGAGUUUGCAUGCAAAGAUCUUGGAACUGGACCACAGGGAGGAGAGCACCUUAACCAAAAUCCAUGCUCUGGAGACCGAGGUAGCGCUCCUGAAGAGAGACGGGGUUGUAUUUAAAGAGAAGCAGAAGAUUUUGGAAGAUUCUAUAUCAUCAAUGUUGAUUGUAUGAGGAGUUUUCAAGCUAACGAAAUGAGAUUGUGGAUGAUCAGGGAUUUGUUGCCAUUGAGUCACUUCCUGCAGAGUCUUUCAAAACUCUCCUGAACGCUUUGUUCUUCAUUUCUCUUGUUCAUAUGUCGAUAAGCAAACAGAUUCAAAUGAAUUAUGGCUGUCUUUCAUCAAGCUGUGUUUGUAUGUCAUAAUGUCAUGGCUUAUUGAGGUACUUGUAUAGAACAGAGCCAUCCUCAUUAGUCACAACCGCUUCUCCCAUGUCUGCGGUGAGAAACUCAUACAUAUUUAUAUAUGUACUGUUGAUCUGACAUGGAAGUCAGGUGUGGUCAAUGCAUUAUCAUAACUUAUUAACCCUUACCAUGAAGUAUGUUUGAGACCUAUUUUAAUACUCUCAUUUACAGGUCAUGAGCGCUGUGUUUUACUUCAGGGAAGUUUGUUGCUGCUUGCUGUGUAAAUUCGCAUCCAAUCGAUGCUCGACUCCAACAAACCCAUUCUGACGUCUGUUGCUGCUCGUAUUGUCAUUCACUCGGGUUCAUGUCCAUGUCAGCAGAGGCUUAUUGGAAUUCUGUGACGUCCCAUACCAGCCACUCUGUGAAAUGUUCUGUUUUAGAGAAAAGUCAAUGAUAGAUUUAAUUUGUAGUAGAAUGAUAAAUGUGUUUCCUAAAGGGAGCUCUGUUUGUGUCCACUAUGUCCCUUUUGGUUGUUUUAAACCCCCACAGGAGCACAUAGUUGUUGCAGGAUUUAUCUGCCACAUUUCUACCCCAGGGCUCUGAAUUAGCCAUCAUAGUUUUUUGAUCAAAUUAGGUACGUAUUCCUAUUGCAUGAAGCUUUUCAGAGUGAACCGUCAGCGGUCUCUGCACUGCAGCCGGCUUAUAGAAUCGCUGGAACAGUGGAUGUUAAGACAUUAUAUAUAUUUUUAAUCAACUUUAAAUCAUCAAUUAUUUAGGCUAAAAAAGAGCUGCAUACCUUUAUCUGCUUGUGAGGACAUGCAGGGGUUUUAGAUGUCAUUGAGAGGCAGGGGAAGGGGUGGAAUCCAUAUAAAUGAUUGCACAAGUGGGUUUGUGAAGUGCAAUUUUAAAUGUUUCUGGUGUUUUGCAUCAUUUGAACAGAUUACAAGGUGACUUUUCCUAGUGAAGAAUUACUGGGCCCAAAAUAUUAAGAAAUAGUUUUUUUGAACUGAAACAGCCUUUAUCACUUUACUUUGCCUUUCGGCAGAAAAAGCAAACAUCAUACAUUAGUCUCCCUAAUCCACAAUGAUGACAAUUUAGACUUAAUUUGCAAGUUUGUUUGGAAAUGUAUGAUAUUAACAAAGCCAUUCACAGCCAGGGAAAUGUAUAAGAGGAUAAAUGAACAACUUUUUUUGUUAAAUAAAUAAAAAAUUGGGAAUAUGAGCAAAAGAUUAUAGGAAGGAUAUAAUAUAAAACGUAUUUUUAAAAAGCGGAACGAAGUGAUGGUAGUUUACAUAUUCAGAAUAUCAAAAAAUGUAUCAUACAUGGACUAAAAAUAUGAAAGCGUUUACAAGCUGUUUAUAGAGCGUCUGUAUUGUACCUGAUCGAGCUACAGGUUUAUUGCUUCCAAGGCAGGUGCAGCAGUU
Molecule: messenger RNA, 3139 nt
Organism: Pungitius pungitius (ninespine stickleback)
Lineage: Eukaryota; Metazoa; Chordata; Actinopteri; Perciformes; Gasterosteidae
Product: THAP domain-containing protein 5-like
Exons: 3
Coding region: 515-1546 (343 amino acids)
Cellular component (GO): nucleus
Source: RefSeq, a predicted model, not a curated record